AUGUCACAACAGCCCGUUGGCCCAGCACAACCGAAGGACAGCCUGAACGGUGGAGCUCACGCAACGCCAAACGGGGUGAGUACUGUGGAUGGCGCGGAUACCAGUGCCAGUGGCAGUGCUCGUCCCAGCAUUGGUGCCGGUGCCGGUGCUGGGGGCAGUGUCAAUAUCGGCACCGAGCAGCCCAGCGCCGACAUUGCCGCUACACAUUUCGGCCUCUUUCACACCCAGAUUGAAGCGCAGGUACAAAGGCUCCAAGAUGGGUGCGCCGUCAUCGACAGCGCAGUGGGCGACCUAUACUCCACAUUCGGUAAGUUCGGCAAGAUAGUCACCACGGUCGGCGAACGAUACGGAAAGGAAAGAGUGCUCGAGGACGAGAACCAGAGACUACAGGCCGCCCACGACGUGAUCUGGAAGCACAUCCGAAGGGACCAAGACAAACACGAGAAGGAGAAAUCCGACCUGCGCGCCGAGCAUCAAGCCCAAUUGAAGGCGUUGAUGGCGCAGGCGAAGGCCGGCGAGGAGGAGAAAAAGAAGUACGAGGACAUGGUGAAGCUUCACGAGGAACAAAACGAAAGAGCGAGGCAGAGGAUCGAGGGCAAGCUGCGGCAGAGAAUGAAGGAGCUGGAAACCGAAAAUGCCGAGAAAAUUGCAGCUCUGGAGAAUGAUAAGCAGGAACUAGUGCUUGACAAAGCCAACCUGACACGAGACCUGAAGGAAAGGACAAGGGAACGGGACGAGGAGAAGAUGACCCGUGAGACGAUGCAAACCAAGUUACGAGCGGAUGUCACAAAGUUGGAGAAGGACCUUGCCGACAUGAGGGCGAAAUAUCAAGUGAACACGCAGUCAUCUGAGUAUUAUACGAAACGAUACGGCGAACUGACGGACCGAGUGGGCCGUAUGGUGACAGAAUACUUCACAGGCCUUUCAGAUGGGGCAAUCGAUGUAAGUCCAGCGGAAUGGCUGGAGGCCCCUGCCUCCUUCAAAUCUUGCGGUGUUGUUGCUGCGUUUGACCAAGCUGCUCAUACCUCGAGCGUACAGGACCCGGUCGAGACAUCAAAGAGUCUGAAACGGACGUUGCCAAUUCUCGAGAAAGUACCUAUUGCAAACUCUCCCUGCUCCCAGGAUCUCCGGCUGGCCAUCUCCCAACACGUCAUAUUUGAUGCGAUACUCAAGUCCGUGUGGCAGCCAUUCUUCUCCCAGUAUCUGUGGGGGAAGACGAAAGACAGGUCCACGACUCUCAUGGAGAUAUACUCGCGUCUUGGGCUUGAAGGGGCGGAAUUCCAGCAUAAUUGGAGAGUGUCCACAUUGAGGGUACUGGAUCGGCUUGACGAAAACACGGAUGUCGGGCGCAUAAUAGGGGACGUGGUCGAGGCAAGAGUCGUUGGUCCUUUGGAGCCAUUGCUAGAUGACGCACAGGUGGGCUCGUUUAGACAUGACUUGAGGGCGUUGCUCACUGAUGCAUUUGCCCUGGGCCAAGAAGCAGAGCGGGAUCAAUCACCAGUGCAUGUUGACUCCACUCCAUCCUUGAUGAAGGAGCGGGAAGGCUGGAAGGAAUAUCUGAGUUCGAGUGAGGAAUAUGAGAUCAGCAACGCGACUGACCAGUCCGUGGCGUCUCUGGGGUCAGAGAUUGUCCCUGAACCACUGUUUGUAAGUCCGAAGAUCUUUCGCAGAAUCGAGGAGGUCGGACCGGGGGCGAAAUCCACGAGCAGCUCCCACGUCGAGCUGAUCCAAAUGGGGGUCGCGCUCUUCCCGGACACAGGCAUAUUUCAGGAAGCGGCAAUGGAAUGGAAGAGGAUCCGUCGGGCGGGCACGGAAGCUGCGAGGAGUAAUAAUGGUGGGAGGAGGAGAGCAAGCACGAGCACCACUGGGACCGGUCUGGGGAUUUCGCCGCGAUCUCCAAUCAAGAAUUGGUACGGGCAGAGGACACAGGAUUUCGACUAG
Messenger RNA from Cladophialophora yegresii CBS 114405, 1941 nucleotides. RefSeq lists its product as uncharacterized. Bases 1 to 1941 code for a protein of 646 amino acids. The transcript is spliced from 2 exons. The record is from RefSeq and is a predicted model, not a curated record. Lineage: Eukaryota; Fungi; Ascomycota; Eurotiomycetes; Chaetothyriales; Herpotrichiellaceae.